Molecule: messenger RNA, 9356 nt
Organism: Amphiprion ocellaris (clown anemonefish)
Lineage: Eukaryota; Metazoa; Chordata; Actinopteri; Pomacentridae
Exons: 2
Coding region: 6009-7067 (352 amino acids)
Source: RefSeq, a predicted model, not a curated record
GGAGAGGGGGUGGGGGUGGGCGGGUCGGGUGGUGGGGUGGGGGGUUUGGUGGGGACUGGGGUGGGCGGGGUUAGGGUUUGGGUGGCGGGUGGGUCCUCGUGCCCCGGGCCACCUGGGUCGGUCUGGGCGCGCAGGGGGUGUCAGUAGCUGCUCCCUCUUGUUCUCCGGGUUCGCGUCGUUCACGGUGGCCCCGGUGGCUCUCUGGGGGUGCCGCCCUGUGGCUCCUACGGCCCGGGGGGAGGGAUGCCCUGUUGACUUGGCCCUGCCUUGCCGUGACUGCUGUUCUGGGCUUCGGGGUUCUUCACACUUGCAUGUUUGAUCAGGUCUUGCCAGCUACUGCCGAGUCCCAUUUCAGCGAUUGAUGGGUCCCGCCAGAAUGUGCUGAGAAUUUCUCCAGUCUCUACCCUAAACUCAUUCUCUCUCGCACUAGUAUCCUUUUCUGGCCUAUUCUAUUCUAUUCUAUACUAUCAAGACACCCACAAUUAUGGUGCUCAGUACCAUUUGUUCAUUUAUUAUUGAAUGUCUUUUUCUUUUGUGUUGGUUUGGUUUUCUUUUCUUUUUUCAAAUUUUUAUUUAUUUUUUAUUUUUUUAUUGAUGGGCAAUUAGUAGUUGGGCAUAACACACCACCUUACAAUCUUUAAUUGCAAUAGCAACGCCUGUUAUUUUCUAUCCCUGUUCAUCCUGUUCGUCCUGUUCGUCCUGUCCAGUCUUUGUUUCCCCCACACAUCACUGAGGUGUAGCACUGCCCUCCCUGGCUCAUAAUAGGGAAUUCUAAUAAAGAAUAUCUGCUUAGCUUUCAGGGAGGGCCGGUGAUGGUCACACACAUGCACUAAAUAUUAAAAUAUUUGGCUGCAAGACUAAAAUAUGCAUCAAUCUCAUAUAAUGUUGACUCCCCUUUUGUGGAGUUAAACAAUGAGAACAAAUGCAGACAAAAAAAAAAAAAAAAAAAAAAAAAAAGAUAAUGUGUGGCAGUUAAUUUGCAGCUAAAUGACAUUGUUGACCUGAUUUGUUCUCAGCAAAUUUCCAAGGCUCAGGUCGCUUAUCUGGAUGCACUCAUCCAAGAAUAUUUGGAAACCAGGAAGGCGCUAUUUCCAGAUAUCAGUUUGAGAUCUAAACACCAUUACCUGCUGCAUUAUCCAGGACUGAUCCUGAAAUUUGGCUCACUUAUCAGGCUAUGGACUAUGCAUUUUGAGAGCCAACAUAGCUACUUCAAAAGACAUAGAAGGCAUCUGAAAAAUUUCAAAAAUCUGUGCAUGACUCUUUCAGAGAGGCAUCAGAUGUCUCAGGCCUUUCUUUCUGCUGGGUCAGUGAGUCCUCCAGCCUUGCAAAUAAAAGGUGAGUAACUUCCUCACUAUUUUAGGUGUCUCACCUUUUUACUCAGAGCUUUACAGUGGGGAAGUUAAAGGCACAAUCCUACAUUUUGGCUUCACUGAAAGAAAUACAAACAUCCCUGUUGAUGUGAAGUAUAAUGGGAUAAUUUACAGGAGGGGCCAUCUUGUCGUCACAACGAAUGUUGAUUCAGUGGAGUUUGGUGAAAUCAUCCUCCUUCUUGUGAUUUGCACUUCAUUUUCCAAUGAGGGUGCAUGAUGGGGAAUUUCUUUCACACUACCACAUGUACAGUGUAAAUAGGACACUGGAAGAUUAGAAUGCAGACUUGUUAGUGACCUGAUUGACAUGUGGCCUUUAUAUUACAUUAAAAAAAAUGGAUACCAGAUUGCCCCAUUGAAGCACAGUCUCUUGUCACACUAAAUGCUUUUAUUGCAAUGGACCAGAUACUAAACUCCCUUUGUUUGUGUCUUAACAGAUAUGGAUGCAUCACAGAUACCAAAGAAGCAAAGCAAUGCUGUGGCAGUAGUACUUCUGGAUAUUCCUGAUCAAGUCGAUAAGUCAGUAGAAGAGACUUUAAAGGUAUUUGGUGCAGCAACAACAGAUGAUUUACAGUACACUACGGAAGGAGAUUUGCUGCCAGUAUUAAAGCCCAGACAAGCCAGAAGACUAGUUGCUGCCUGGGCCCAAAGCGGUGGGGGUAAAACACACACCACCACAUCACAGCACACUUCCCUUAUAGAGCUGCAUAAAUAAUUUAAAAUAGUGAAAAUUUCAGUUUAGCUGAAUGGAAUAUUCAAAUCACAAAUAACUGUGAUGAUGACUCUAAAUCUUGAUCUCCAAAUGAAACAUGUAGCAAAAAAUGCUACAUCAUCAUUACUUUUAAGCAUAUUUUCAGUAUAUAUUAAAAUUGUGAUGCGAAAAAGAACAAUUCUAGCAAUUUUGAUAAUACCGUGCAGCCCUACUAUCUAGAAUAGUGGAACUGUGAACUGUGGGCUGGGGCCCACUGGUGGGCCAGAGAUGUUACAAAUUGUCCUCCAAAUCAUUUGCAAAUGAAAAUACUGAAUACUGUCAUACUGAAAUUUCUGCAACAUGUUUCAGAUGCAGGGCUGCACUUUCGCCUUGGAGCGAGAAGAUCUCUGGUUCGCAUCCCGGCUUUCCUGGGAUCUUUCUGCAUGGAGUUUGCAUGUUCUUCCUGUGCAGGCAUGGAUUUUCUCCAGCUUCCUCCCACAGUCCAAAAAUGUGCUGAGGUUAACUGAUUAUUCUAAACUGCCCAUAGGUGUGAAUGCGAAUGUGAUUGUUUGUCUGUAUAUGUAGCCCUGUGAUGGACUGGCAACCUGUGUGUCCCCUGCCUUCGCCCCAAGUCAGCUGGGAUAAGCUCCAGCCCCCCCGCGACCCUAAUGUGGAUUAAGCGGUGUAUAGAUAAUGGAUGGAUGUUUCAGAUGCUGGUAGAGCUUUGCACUUAAAUUAUCAUCAAGGAGUACAAAGACAUUUACCACAUUUAUUGAAAUUUUAUUACUUUUUUUUUUACAAACUAUUGCAACUUUUUCUUUGAAAUUUAAAAAAUGCAAAAAAUACAAGUUUUAGAAAAAAAUAUUUUGUAAAACUUGAACAUUUCAUUUAAAAAUUAAUUUUAAGAAGUCAUUUUAAAAAGUAGUAAAAUUUCCAGGAAAAAAAAUAUAAAAUUCUUAGAAAAAGUCACACUAUUUUUGCAAAAAAGAAAAGUCAUAACGUCAAAUUGUAUUGGGUCAGAUGUUGUCCACAACAAUUUGUAAGAUUUUCCAGUGGGCCAUGAGUUGGAAAAAGGUGGGAACCACUGAUCUAGAAACGUAUCAAUAAGCUUCAUUAUGUUACAGAGUAGAAAAACAUUCAAGGUUUAAUGUUUUCAAAUCUCUUUUGUUGUACUUUUACAGACACAACCCCUCCAACUUCCUCUCUAGUCUCUCUCCUUUACUCUCCCUCUCCAUCCUAAGUCACCCCCUCAUCAACAUCAUCCACAGCUACAUCAUCACCCUCAGAAAGCUGUUAUGCACUUAUGCCAAACUGGGUAGACAGUUUUCAGGUACCAUGGCAGAAACUCCCUGAAGAGGUGGUACAGAGUUUGGAAAGACAGAAAAGCCCAAGUGUAUGACUACAUCGAGAAAUAGUAAGGAUUGUGGUCUCUGAGAUGAUGAAGAUUUGCAAGAAUCCAACCAAACACAACACCACAGAGAUAGCAAAAAGGAUGGUCACCAGGUAUCCAAAGUCUCUUCAAGGUGUGAUUGAUGCUGAUGUUAUUGGACUUGAAAUCAUUCCCUGAUAAAGCAGUUCUAGUCAAGAGUCGAAAAUGUUAAACGACCUGACACACGAAAGAUAAAAAAAACGCAAAGUAGCAUCAGAUGAUGACACCGAUGAAAUAUCUGCCGAACAAAGAUCACGCGUUCAAGACACGUAUGGCUGAGUCAACUGGGAGCCGAAAUAUUUGCUACUUUCUGAGACUGUGGAGAGUCAGCUAGAAAAAAAAAGAACAAAUGGAAAUUUUUGAAGAGAUUAACUACAAUUUAGAUGGUGUCAAAGAAUUAAUCAAGUCCACCUAUUUCACGCAGCAUAAAGCAAUCAACAAAGGUGCAUGCAUCCAGAAAUUAUGCCAGGAAAGACCAUUUUUGUUUAAGGAAGUCGGUAUGGCAGUACACUUCCAGGAACUAACUGGCAUAAGUUUGACUGAGUUCUUCCUUACCAAUGUGGACAAAAGGGGGGCAUGUCUCUUAAACUUCUUCAGAUGUGUUGAUGCACAUAAACGUAAACAAGUUCUGGAUGCUCUUCUCAAGCAGCAAACUGAAAGAGGGCAGUCCACUGGUUGCUCAGAAGAAGUCAUACAGAUGGUACUCCUUUUACUGGCCUAUUCUGAUGAGAAGGAAGAGCAUGUAUUCCAUUUCAUUGGGAAGACAAGCCUUGCUGAGAAGGUUCAGAUGGAGAAGGUGCCACCAACACCAUGCCUUAUUGUGCGUGGGAAGUAAACUGAACCAAACCUGCAACCUUUCUCUUCCACGGCACCAACACCCACUUGUACUCUUGGCUUGUUUACUGUCAUAUUUUCUUGCAGCCCACUUUGAGACACUGGUUAACUUCUCGCCUGAUAACUGGUUCAGCCAACAGUAGAUUGUGUGACUCUCAUCGUAUAUUGAAAUAAGUACGAUGGAUUUCUAUUUAUAGCUGAUAUUGAAGCUUUUGUCAUUAAAGUUUAUUUUUAAACUUAUUUUAUUUGUUCUUAGGAUCCUCAUGCUUUCCCGCUGAGACAUUUAUGUUGAGCGUCGACCAAGAGGUUGUUAAGAACAACAUCACCUUUCCUCACAUCUGGCCUCUGCCUGAUGUUUGGCACUUACUACUGCUUCAACAUACACUACCCAGUGGAACUACAGUCAACAUUGGAGUUCCUCCAGUGGUGUUUCUUUUCAAUAAAUCCUGAGAAAGGCUCCAAAGUUGAGUGGAGGAAGAAGAAAAAAGUGUUCUCAGUCAAUCCCAGGGUCCUCACUCUCAUCUCAGACCUUGCUGACCAUGAGUGGACCUACUAGUGACUAGCCACUAGGACUAGUGGCAGUGUUCUCCCCUCCUCCGGCCCUGCUCUCUCUCUCUCCUACGUGUGCGUUGGCACAGAGGCUUGGCAGCAGGUGUUGACAAUCAGUAAUCAGUGAAUCCAAGCAGGUGGGAGUGAUUCAAUCAGCCAUAGUGGGGCAGGUUAUCUCAAUAUUCGUAAGAAUCUUUCACUUGGUGAUACAAGCACCAAAAUUGGCACAAAUGACGUCCAGGACAUACAUUUCAAGAAAAGUACGUUAGCCAUCAGAAAAUUCGAGAUGGCUGCCAGUUUUCAAGAUGGCUGCUGAAGCAAACCUGACAAAUUGCAAUUUUUGAAGUGGAACUCCAAUUAACAAUUUCUUUAUGGUAAAAAAAUAAAAUGAAUGUAUUCUCAUAUGGUAAAGCCAAUGAUGCCUUGCAAAUGUCAAUAUGGCCACCAUUUUUCAAAAUGGCGACUUAUUGAUGACUGUAUAUAGUGCUGUUUUCAACUGGCCACCAUUUUUCAAAAUGGCGACUUAUUGAUGACUGUAUAUAGUGCUGUUUUCAACUUAAACCUUGCAUGUUUCUAAGCUCUGUGGUAACAAAGUAACAAAGUUUACAUGUCCAUUGCUAAUUAUUUGUCACACUACUGUAGUUUAAUAUUAAAGCUUUUGGCUUGUGAUACCUUAAGAGAGUGAUGUCAAAGCACAACCAGGGCACACUGGUGACAUUACUGCUGUGGGGUUCAGCGUCGGCUUGUAGUGUACUAACUGUAGUUGUAGUUACUAACUGUUGUAGUGGUAAACUAACUUUAGACAGUAGUAUCUAUAAGUGUCCCAAAUGCUAUCUAAUUAGCCCCUUAUGCAUCUCAACUAGAAGUGUAGUUAGUUGAAGUGUAGUUGUUAGAUAGCCGCGCCUGAAUUGACAGGGUGUGCCAGCGUGGGAGAGCCGAGCCAAGGGUAACGGGGCUUUAGUUACCCGGAAGGCGUACAGAUCGCACGGGAUAUAAACGGCGUUGGAUGAACGAUCGGGCUAGGUGUAGGGCAACAAAGGCCUGGACCUAGUCGUAUCCCAUACUUCAAUGUGCUUUGAUGUUUUGUACAGUUAGGUGGUAAAAGGAUAGCCCCUCGGCCUUCAACUGUAUACGCAAAAUGUCUGCGAACAACCCAUUGAGCAGUGGAGCCAAGACUGACUGGGGGAAGUGUUGCCUCUGUCAGACAGACACGAGAGAGAAGUUGAAGUCUCCUCCUACACGAUAUGAGUCUAGUUCUGAUGGCUAUUCCAUGCUAGCCACGAACAUACCACAAUUUCAGUCCAGCUUUCUCAGAGACAGUGACAAUAAGACAGAACUGUUUGAGUAUGUAGCAGACAAGAUUGUAUCCAUGUGUCCCGACAAUGUCGUAGUUGUGACCAAAGGAGAGAAGGUCUUGUCAAACAAAUCCAUCAACUUUGAAGGCCUACAACCUUGCAAUCAUGAAGAAGCUGACUCCAGGAUUUUCACACACGCAGUUCAUGCAGCCAAACAGAAGACAAAGUCUGUGUUGAUCAAGGCAUGCGACACAGAUAUCCUUGUCAUAGCAGUUGGUCUCUUUGCGAGUCUUCAGAAUGUUGGCUUAGAAAUGCUUUGGGUAGAAUUCGGCCAGGGACAGUCCAUUAGAUGGUUCCCAAUUCACAACUUGGGGAUGAACCUCGGCCAAGAGAAAUGUAGUGGCAUGCUCAUCUUUCAUGCCUUCACUGGCUGUGACGUGGUCUCGGCCUUUCGAGGUAGAGGGAAGACAACUGCAUGGCAAACAUGGGCACUUUGUCCUGAAGUGGGCCCAGUGUUCAGCAACCUGAGUCAGUACCCACCUACCAUAGAAGAUGCUGAUCUCAACAUUCUCGAGAAAUUUGUUGUCACUAUGUAUGACAAACACAGCAACACUACCAAGGUUGAUGAGGCGAGACUGCACUUGUUUGCUCGGAAGCAAAGACCCUAUGACUCCAUUCCUCCAACUAGUGCAUCUCUCGUUCAGCAUGUUAAACGAUCUGCAUUCCAAGCUGCUUGCAUAUGGGGCCAAUCAACAGAAUGUACAAUGCAACCUGAAAGUCCUGGCAACUGGGGCUGGCAAAAAAAAGGUGAAGCCUGGGAAGUUCUUUGGUCAACCCUCCCACCCAUUGCUCAGUCCUGCCAGCAGCUGACAAAAUGUCGUUGCACGGGUGAAUGUCGGUGACCAUGCAAAUGUUAUCGCUACACCCUGAAGUGCACACAACUGUGUAGCUGUAAAUGCAAAGAGUAAAACAAUGAUCCAGGCUAAAUUCAAACAAGUCACUUCAGUCUGCUGUAGUACCUAUAUUGUGCUUCUGUCACAACAAAUUGAGAUACCACAUCGGUAACUUCACUGAGACAGUGCUAGUUCAUAUAAUUGUCAUCAUAUCACUAUAACGCUUAAUGAUAUUGAAAUUUUGAUUGCAGAAUUCGAUUCCUCGUGUCAAAAAACAUAUAUUUUGAUGUACAGAUCAUGAAAAUGUCAUUACUUUGACAAUAUUUAGUGCAAAUACUGUUUCGUACUGGAACGAAUGGCGGCCAUCUUGAAAAAUGGCGGCCAUUUUGUUUUUGAAGUUGGCUAACGUGCUUUUCUGAGAGAGGAGGUUCUGAAGCACCUGUGUGCCAAUUUUGGUGCUUGUAUCACCAAGUGAAAGAUUGUUUCAGCAAUCUGCCCCACUACCACUCCAGCUCUCCUAUAUAACCAGACGCCACUCUACAUUCGGAGCUGGACUGCGAAAGACCAACAGUUAGUGCUUUGCACUGUUCAGUCUGUGCCUUUUGUUCCUUGUACUUUUAGUAAUCCUGUUUCCUUUGUUUAGAGUUAAUUUCCGCCUGCUUUAACCACCUGGAUCAUCUGCAUUCACUUUUGACUGGCUUCUGGAUCGUCAAUCCCCUGGUUUCCCUCUGGCUUCCUCUGGUUCACUGCUUCCAGCAUCCGUUUUCCCUAAACCCUCCCGGAGACGUGUUAAAGACAUGUUCAAAUAUGUUCCCUGGGUAGGGAUAGCAGAGGGUAAAUGAAAAAAAGGCUCGUUGUACCAAAUGAAACCUCCAAUGUUGGGAAAUUCAAUUUGAGAAGGAAACUUAAAAAAAAAACAAACCCGCAACAGGCAAAGCAUGACAUAAGACAAGGAUAGUUGGGAUAAGGAUGUGGGGUGAUGGAGGGGGGAGCACUGCACAGUUAGUCAGUUCCUGUGCAGCAAUUUCUGCGCACGGAUUCCUGACCCCUUUGCAUAGCGAGGGAAGCUUGUGGAGGCGGGGGGGAGGGGCGUAUUGGCAUGUCUGUGCGAAUGUUUAGCUCAGUUCUCAGUUCAUGAGUCCGAAUGUUUGUGUAUGCGUGUAGCCCAUCUAUUUCCAUCUCAGACCCCCGGUGUCUCAGUUCGCGAGGGUGGGAGCGCGAUAACACAGCAAGUUGCUAUGGAGACGUCCUCGGUUGGCCCGGUCCAAAAGUCAACAGGGGUCCUUAGGAAAGUGGCGGGGAGGGUUUAGGAGAGCUAUCUCUUGGCCAUGAAACUUCCAGAGGAGUUUGUUAAUGUUCCAGGGGCGCCAGAAUGUAAUCAGUUUCCUUCAUGUUUAGGUGGGAGAGGAGCAAUUUCACCUUUCCCCUACUGCUCUCAACAAUUUUAGACCCCAGCUGUAGCGAUUCUCACCCUGAUGGCUUCCACUUUGCGACUCACGUCAACAGUCACACCAAGCAAAUUGUUCAUCUUAUGAUUGAGUUCGUCAUACCGAGCCUCAGCAGCCGUGAUCCGAUCGUUUGCAUAGACCAGCAGUGUUUGGACAUCAUUUCUAUCUGCGGUCUUCCUGAUUUUCCAGAAGCUCAGGCCAGUGAACAAGCCAAUUAUCAGCAGGUCUGUCAUCAUAAAUCCAAAUAUAUAAACAUCUUCCACAUCUUCCAUGGAUAGAGGUGCCAGGCACAUGAUCCCCUUCCACUUCCCCCAGGCGUCGAUCACGUAACCAGAGGCGAAACUCCCAAUUAAGUUUCCGAUUCUGAGCAAUACCAGACUUAUUGUUAUUCUGUUUUGGGUUACUUAUUCUGUUUAGUCGUGUUUAGAAUCCUGUUAAUAUUUCUGAUUUCUUCUAUUGAAGUUUUGGAUUAGUAAUCCUUCUGUUCUGGUAUCGUUGUUAAGUCUCGGGUAGUUUCCUGUAGGAUUACUGUAGUCGGGGAUUUGGUAAAUUAACACUUUAGUCUCUUAUUUUCCGUUGCAUUCCUGUCUUGAUGUUACCAAUCACGGGUUUGUGUUUUUGUAUUUAUUCCAUCUAGCAGAACUUCCUGUAUUCUUAUCUGAAAUCUGGGGUUUAGUUGUAGUUUGGUUUCUUUCUUGUUUUAUAAUAGUUGUGUAAUUAAUCCGCCUGACCACUAGUAAGUCUAGUCUCUGUUCCGUUUAGUGGAACUUCCUGUACUGUCGGUUCCAUUUCCUGAUUUCCGGUGUUCAGUUGUAGUUCUUAUUUCUUGUCUUUGUAAAUAAAAGCAUUC